This is a messenger RNA of Oxyura jamaicensis (ruddy duck), 928 nucleotides long. RefSeq names its product Parkinsonism associated deglycase (gene PARK7). Gene Ontology annotation, cellular component: nucleus; cytosol. The transcript is spliced from 7 exons. The coding region runs from base 69 to 638 and encodes 189 amino acids. Gene Ontology annotation, molecular function: protein deglycase activity. Lineage: Eukaryota; Metazoa; Chordata; Aves; Anseriformes; Anatidae. The record is from RefSeq and is a predicted model, not a curated record. Gene Ontology annotation, biological process: protein deglycation, glyoxal removal; guanine deglycation, glyoxal removal.
UGACCCGAAAAUAUCUCUUGCCUCCUCUUUUUUCACUAACUUCUCACUCAACAGCAGCCCCUUAAGACAUGGCCUCGAAAAGAGCAUUGGUAAUUCUGGCAAAAGGGGCAGAGGAAAUGGAAACUGUAAUCCCCACUGAUGUUAUGAGAAGAGCUGGGAUCAAGGUGACUGUUGCAGGCCUAACAGGAAAAGAUCCAGUUCAGUGCAGUCGAGAUGUCUUCAUUUGUCCUGAUGCCAGUCUAGAAGAUGCCAGAAAAGAGGGGCCUUACGAUGUCAUUGUCCUACCUGGAGGUAACCUCGGUGCUCAAAACUUGUCAGAGUCUUCUGCUGUUAAAGACGUUUUGAAGGAUCAGGAAAGCAGAAAAGGCCUGAUUGCUGCUAUAUGCGCAGGUCCUACUGCCCUUCUGGCACAUGGGAUAGGGUUUGGAAGCAAAGUCACAACGCAUCCUUUGGCCAAAGAUAAAAUGAUGAAUGGAGCUCACUACUGCUACUCCGAGAGCCGCGUGGAGAAAGAUGGGAACAUCCUCACCAGCCGUGGCCCUGGUACCAGCUUUGAGUUUGGGUUGGCCAUUGUUGAAACACUGAUGGGGAAGGAAGUGGCCGAACAGGUGAAGGCACCCCUAAUAUUGAAAGAGUGAAGAGUUAGUGUGGGACAGGGAUUAGAACAAUUUCAGAUGGAGAGUCUUAUCCUUUGUAGAAUAACAAAAAGAUGCACGGUUGUAAAUCCCAUUUAACUGUGGUUGAAAUUAGCAGCAGUACUGACCUAUAUUGGGACGUCUUACAAACUAAUGGUCUUUAUUCCUGGAUCCUGUUAGCAAAAAGCUUUAUCAGUAAGAAGAAGCCAGCUUUUAAUAAUCUUAUCUCUUGGAUGGCAUUUAAAAAUCACAUGGACAAAUGUUUAGUGAUAAAUAAAAAUGAAGCAACUCUG